AUAUAUAUAUCCUGUCUGGCAUCUCUUGAUGCCUUAUAGUUUUGGUAUAUUUGUAAGAUUUUGCAGAAGCCUUUGAUUUUUGGGUUUGCAGUGAAUAAUAGUGAUAAAAGUGUGUGUUUGUGACAUUCGUAAGAAUUGAGUUUCAUCAAAAUGGCUAAUAUUGGCCCUAAGAAAGACGGCGGGCCAAACGUAGAAUAUUUCCAGUCACCGGAAUCGCUAGCACAAUUCGAUCAAAUUCGUGUUUGGUUGCAGAAAAAUUGCAAAAAGCAUGUCCAAACAGACCCAACAACAAAGGAGGGCCUGGCUCAACUGGUCAUCCAGCUCAUCCAGUACCAGGAGAACAAGCUGGGGAAGAAUGCUGCUGAUCCACCGUUUUUAAGGCUUCCAAUGAAAGUGUUCAUGGACAUGAAGCCAGGCGGCUCGCUCUGCACGGUGCUCGCCACCAUGUUCCGUUUCAAGUCGGAGCAGCGGUGGCGCAAGUUCGACUUCCAGGUCGGUAAGAACCCGUCGCGCAAGGACCUGAUCGUGCAGAUGAUGAUGGAGAUCGAGUCCGCGCUGCUGGGGGCGGAGGUGGUGCGCUCGCCCUGCGUCUUCAUUCGGCCCGAAGUCGACAAGACCACCGCCAACAAGGUCAAGGAUAUCGUCGUUAAUCAUCAGGGAGAGAUUUGCGAAGACGAAGAGGAUGCGACGCAUAUCAUCUACCCGAACGUGGAUCCGGUGGAAGAGGAGUACGCGCGGCCGGUGUUCCGGCGCGGCCCCAACGUGCUCGUGCACUGGUACUAUCUGCCCGACAGCCACGACACCUGGGCGCAGGCCGACCUGCCGGUUGACGUGCCGGAGACGGCCAACUGGGAGUGCACGCGCAGCGAGCCAUGGCGCGUGACCGCGGCGUGGGUGCUGGACCUGCCGCAGUACAACGAGUGGAUGAACGAGGAGGACUACGAGGUGGACGCUGCCGGCAAGAAGAAGGUGCACAAGCUCCGUCUGUCCGUGGAGGAGCUGAUGCCGGGCGGCGAGACGUCCAGCAAGGGCAAGAAGGGCAAGCGCAAGCGCUCACCCUCGCCGCCGCCUCAGAAACACGCCAAGAGAAAGAGCCGCGGGACGAAGAAGCGUGACAACGACGGCGACGACGAGGAGGACGCCGCGUCGCGCGACAACACCGACGUCGCGCCCACGCCCGAGCCCGAGCGCCCGCCCGAGAGAGAAACGACGGCCGCGACGCCGGCCGCGGGUGCCGCGGAGCCGCCGGCGCCGGCGCCCGAGCCGUCGCCCGCCGACGCGGCGCCCGCCACGCCCGCGCCCGCGCCCGUCGCCGACACCCACGACGACUCGCAGGGCAAGCACAGCGACUCCAACACGCAGGAAACGACGGUGAAGGAGGAACCGGAAGACAAUGUGACGGACCAGACGCACCACAUCGUGGUUCCGUCGUACUCGGCCUGGUUCGACUACAACUCCAUACACACCAUCGAGAAGCGCGCCCUGCCGGAGUUCUUCAACGGGAAGAAUAAGUCCAAGACGCCUGAGAUCUACCUCGCAUACAGGAACUUCAUGAUCGACACAUACCGGCUGAACCCCACGGAGUACUUGACCAGCACGGCGUCGCGGCGCAACCUCGCCGGCGACGUGUGCGCCAUCAUGCGCGUGCACGGCUUCCUGGAGCAGUGGGGGCUCAUCAACUACCAGCUGGAGGCGGAGUCGCGGCCGACGGCCAUGGGCCCGCCGCCCACGUCGCACUUCCACGUGCUGUCCGACACGCCGUCCGGCCUGCAGCCGCUCAACCGCGCCGCCUUGCCGAGACCAGUGGAGACCGCGGCGGUGCCGAAGACGGAGGCGGGCCUGCCGAACGGCGUGGACACGACGGCCCCGGCGGCGGCCGUCAAGGCGGAGAGCCUGCUCGAGAUGGGCGGCGCGCCGGGACUCAAGCUCGAUCAGUACCGCGGCGGAGCACGCGGUCGCGAGUGGACGGAGCAGGAGACGCUGCUGCUGCUGGAGGGGCUGGAGCUGCACCGCGACGACUGGAACCGCGUGGCCGCGCACGUGGGCACGCGCACGCACGACGAGUGCAUCCUGCACUUCCUGCGCCUGCCCAUCGAGGAGCCCUAUCUGCAGGAUGGCGCCUCCGGUGGCGUGCUAGGGCCGCUGGCGUACCAGCCGAUCCCGUUCAGCAAGCAGGGCAACCCCGUAAUGAGCACCGUGGCCUUCCUCGCGUCCGUCGUGGACCCGCGCAUCGCCUCCAAGGCCACCGGUGCCGCCAUGGCCGAGUUCGCCGCCAUCAAGGACGAGGUGCCGGCGGCCAUGAUGGAGGCGCACGUGAAGGCGGCGGAGGCGCACGGGCCGGCCGCGGCGCUGGCCGCCACCGGCAUCGCCGGCACCGCGCCCGACCUGCCGCCCUCGACCGAAAAGAAAGAAGGCGCCAGCGAUGUAAAGACGGAGGCGAUGGAGGUGGAGGAGGGCGAAGUGAAGCCCAAGGAGGAGCCCGCCGACACGCCCGCGGCCGACGAGCCCAAGGACACUAAAGAAGCGCCGCCGCCUACUCCAGAUGGCUCGAGCCCCUCGACGGUGGACGCGAAGCUGCAGUCCGCGGCCGCGGCCGCGCUGGCUGCUGCCGCCGUGAAGGCCAAGCACCUCGCCGGCGUCGAGGAACGCAAGAUCAAGUCGCUGGUCGCGCUGCUGGUUGAAACGCAGAUGAAGAAGCUCGAGAUUAAGCUGCGACACUUCGAGGAACUCGAGGCUACCAUGGAGCGCGAGCGUGAGGGUUUAGAAUACCAGAGACAACAACUGAUCCAGGAGAGGCAGCAGUUCCACCUGGAGCAGCUGAAGGCCGCAGAGUUCCGUGCACGCCACCAGGCGCAUCAAAGGAUGCAGCAGGAGGGCGGCGCGGCGACGGCGGCGGCGGCGGCGGCGGCGGCGGGCCCGGCGGCCGAGGCGCCGGCGGCCGACGCGGCGCCGCACCACGCAUAGAACCCGCCCUCCGCGGCUAUGUCCAUAGCCGCCGUGCUCUAGCCGCCCGCCUCACCUGACACCGUUCUGAACUUAGUCGUCGAAACUAUGAAAACCUGAAGUAUAUCGCCCCGACGUGCGGUCCGUUCGAUAUUAGAAAAACUCUGCAUUCGGACUGAUUCCUCAUUUAAGUACCUGCUUCCGACUGCUGAAAUUUGUCUAAUACCCGAUGGAUGUUUUAAAAUCUCGCGUGCUCUGUUGCUUCUUUUCUCUUGUGGGUGACUAAUUUCAGGAAUGUGUGAUGGAUGUAACUAUGUGAGCGUUUUACUACAUCACUGCGAGUGUAAAGCGUCCUUGACACUUAAAAUAACUUUAUAGAAGAUCUCGGGUUUAUGUAUUAUUAUAUACUUGUUAAAAAAUGGAGCCAAUUUGUAUUAAUUGUAUGUGAUCAGUGAUCACAUUUAUUUAUACAGAAAUCUCAUUUUCUGUUGUGGACAGCUAUACUUUCAUAUGCGAUCCGAAAUAAACCGCAAUUUGCAGAGUAAUGUAAAAGACUCAGGAACAGAUCAUAACCAUUAUUUGUUCUUUAGAGUCGCUGUUGUAUACGAGUCCGCUAUACCAUAGAGAAAUAAGAAGUAAGCAUAGAGUGCGAGUUAGUAUGACUCGAGUAGCGGAAUUAUCAUUACCGCUACUUGACAAGAUGUCUCGGGUGUCGCGACUGACGAAAUUUGUAUUUUUCAACAAUUUACAACUAAUAUUACAAAGAAAAGGUGUUGAAAUUAAAGUUCCGGCCAAUCCGGUUAUAAUAUUGCUGAAAAUUGUUGAGCAUUAGACUUUUUGUUCAUUGCAACAUCUAUUGUCAAGUAGCAGUACUGAUAAUUCCGCUACUCGAUGCUAGAUGUCGACUACGAUUAUAAUUAGCGUUUUGGUACCAAAACUGAUGUAUGGAGGGAGGACUCUUAUGUUUACUUCUCAUUUCUUUAUGGUUAUACUUAUACCACCAAACACCAACCUUGGCGUGACUGUGUUAUAGAAUCCUGCGACUUAUUUACAACGUCAAUACCCACGUAGUUCCACAGUGGAAUUAGAUAAUGUUUAUUGAAUAUCAAUCAAAGAUAAUAGACGGACGGACACGUAAUUAUGUGUACAUUUUUAUUAUACAACUGUUUAAUCAAACAAAAAUACAUCAACUCUCAUCGUAUAUACAAUCGUUAGUACAGCAUUUAUUUUAAAUUAUGCUCAAUAUCUUUUUUUUUACCUUAAAAGUAAUUAAUAUACUUUUUCUUAGUAUUUUACACAACCAAUGUCAACCCAUGUUAUAUGUAAUUGAUCUUUUUGGCAAACUAAGCCUAGUGCAUUUCUACAGUAAUAAGUAUUAUCAAUCAGCGUACGGUAGACCUCGCAGUGAAUAAUCUGGUAAUUAUCAAUGUGAACUGAAUAUCUAGUUUUAAUUCAAAUGUAAUUAAUUGACGAUGUAUGCUUGAUGUGUGAGUUAGUAUGACUCGAUGAAAAAUAAAUCAUUAAAAUAUUGUAAGUUAUUAUUUUAAGGAAUAGACGUAACAAAAGUUAUGGAAUAAAAACUGUCAAAUACG
Messenger RNA from Cydia pomonella (codling moth), 4535 nucleotides. RefSeq names its product SWI/SNF complex subunit SMARCC2 (gene mor). Gene Ontology annotation, biological process: positive regulation of DNA-templated transcription. The record is from RefSeq and is a predicted model, not a curated record. The transcript has 20 exons. Gene Ontology annotation, cellular component: SWI/SNF complex. Lineage: Eukaryota; Metazoa; Arthropoda; Insecta; Lepidoptera; Tortricidae. The coding region runs from base 151 to 2964 and encodes 937 amino acids. Gene Ontology annotation, molecular function: DNA binding; histone binding.